Molecule: messenger RNA, 2223 nt
Organism: Cavia porcellus (domestic guinea pig)
Lineage: Eukaryota; Metazoa; Chordata; Mammalia; Rodentia; Caviidae
Gene: Sppl3
Product: signal peptide peptidase like 3
Exons: 11
Coding region: 556-1710 (384 amino acids)
Biological process (GO): membrane protein proteolysis
Cellular component (GO): Golgi-associated vesicle membrane; cytoplasmic side of endoplasmic reticulum membrane; lumenal side of endoplasmic reticulum membrane
Molecular function (GO): aspartic endopeptidase activity, intramembrane cleaving
Source: RefSeq, a predicted model, not a curated record
GGGGCCAAGCUCGCUCCCGCCCCCUUCCCCCUUCCUCCCUCCUCCCUUCGGCGGGUGUGAUCCGAGCGGCCUCGCCUCACCGUUUAGCGCCCCCCUCAGCCGCCGCCGCCGCCGCCUCCGCCCCCGCCUGCCGGCCAUGUCCUCCAGCCGCCGCCGCCGCCGCCUGAGCGCGGCGCUCCUGCGGCCAGGUGCGCAGUGAGCGCGGCCCGUGGGGCCCUCCGCCCGCCCCGGGGCCCCCUUGUUCUUCGCGCCGCCGCCGCCGCCGCCAUGUUGGGUUUAGAGCCGCAGCGGAGCCGCCGCCGCCGCCGCGGGUGAGGGAGGCCGAGAGCGGAGCCGCCCCGCCCCGGGGCCCAGGGAACCGGGCCGCCUCGGAGCCCGGCCUCUUCCCGGCCUUCCACCCGCACGCCUGCCCGUGGUGCGAGCCGGGCAGCGAGGGAGCGAGCGAGCUAGGGUACGGCGCCGGGCCCCGGCCGCGCCUUUCGCUCCCGGCCCGAGCGAACCCGCCGCCGCCGGGCCCGGCCUCAGUCUGCGGCGGAGCCCGCGAGAAGCAGCGCCAUGGCGGAGCAGACCUAUUCGUGGGCCUAUUCCCUGGUGGAUUCCAGUCAAGUGUCUACAUUUCUGAUAUCCAUUCUUCUUAUAGUCUACGGUAGUUUCAGGUCCCUUAAUAUGGACUUUGAAAAUCAAGACAAGGAAAAAGACAGUAACAGUUCUUCUGGGUCUUUCAAUGGCAACAGCACCAAUAAUAGUAUCCAAACAAUUGACUCUACCCAGGCUCUGUUCCUUCCAAUUGGAGCAUCUGUCUCACUUCUAGUAAUGUUCUUCUUCUUUGACUCAGUUCAAGUAGUUUUUACAAUAUGUACAGCAGUUCUUGCAACAAUAGCUUUUGCUUUUCUUCUUCUCCCGAUGUGCCAGUAUUUAACAAGACCCUGUUCACCUCAGAACAAGAUUUCCUUUGGUUGCUGUGGACGUUUCACUGCUGCUGAGUUACUAUCAUUCUCUCUGUCUGUCAUGCUCGUCCUCAUCUGGGUUCUCACCGGCCAUUGGCUCCUCAUGGAUGCACUGGCCAUGGGUCUCUGUGUUGCCAUGAUCGCCUUUGUCCGCCUGCCAAGCCUCAAGGUCUCCUGCCUGCUUCUCUCAGGGCUGCUAAUCUACGAUGUCUUUUGGGUAUUUUUCUCAGCCUACAUCUUCAACAGCAAUGUCAUGGUGAAGGUGGCUACACAGCCAGCUGACAAUCCCCUCGAUGUUCUAUCCCGGAAGCUCCACCUAGGGCCCAAUGUUGGACGUGAUGUUCCUCGCCUGUCCCUGCCUGGAAAAUUGGUCUUCCCAAGCUCCACUGGCAGCCACUUCUCCAUGUUGGGUAUCGGAGACAUUGUGAUGCCUGGUCUUCUGUUGUGCUUUGUCCUUCGCUAUGACAACUACAAAAAACAAGCCAGUGGUGACUCCUGUGGGGCCUCUGGACCUGCCAACAUCUCUGGGCGCAUGCAAAAGGUCUCCUACUUUCACUGUACCCUCAUUGGAUACUUCGUAGGUCUCCUCACUGCUACAGUGGCAUCUCGCAUCCACCGAGCCGCGCAGCCUGCCCUCCUCUACUUGGUGCCAUUUACCUUAUUGCCACUCCUCACCAUGGCCUAUUUAAAGGGUGACCUACGGCGGAUGUGGUCUGAGCCAUUCCACUCCAAGUCCAGCAGCUCUCGAUUCCUGGAAGUAUGAUGGGUCACAUCAGAAGUGACCAGAAUGGCCAUCGUCUUUUCCCUCAACACGUGGUUUUGUUUGCUCUUAGUGCUGGCCUGGUACUCAGAAGCGUACCUGUGUAAGGAACUGACGUGUGACUGGAGUUUGCCUCUAAAGGGAGCUCAUUGGCCGGCCAGAGAGGGUGCUGGCCCUGCCGGGUCCUUCUCUUCCUGCCCCUUCCAGAGUGAGAGGCCCUCCCCAGCACUACUUCUUCCCAUUUUUAUGGACCUGCGCCAGACUGUUACCUUGCGGGGAGUCGGAGACUUGACUAUUUAAAAACUGCAAACGGCAUGGAGUCGUUUUAGAACUUUUGAACACUAAAAGGAUGAAAAAACAAUUAACAUACCGAAGUUUCUUCAGUGAACCCUCCAGAACUUUGGGACCAGUUUCCUUUGGGGGACUCAGUUUCCAAGAACUGAGACAGAAGUUCUUCUGUCAUUAUAUUCUUUCCUUUUUUUGGAUUUAUUAAAUAUUUUCUGUGGUGUGAAGUGA